Molecule: messenger RNA, 1553 nt
Organism: Pteronotus mesoamericanus
Lineage: Eukaryota; Metazoa; Chordata; Mammalia; Chiroptera; Mormoopidae
Gene: GNAL
Product: G protein subunit alpha L
Exons: 12
Coding region: 207-1553 (448 amino acids)
Biological process (GO): adenylate cyclase-activating dopamine receptor signaling pathway; sensory perception of chemical stimulus
Cellular component (GO): heterotrimeric G-protein complex
Molecular function (GO): G-protein beta/gamma-subunit complex binding; GTP binding; GTPase activity
Source: RefSeq, a predicted model, not a curated record
UCAGGUGAUCUCCAGUCCUGGCGGCCGCCACCUCUUGCGCCCAGGGAAAAAUGCACAAUGGCCCUCCAGGGCAGUGAGGAGCAGUGGCCCUGGGCCCACAACCCCCGCACCCCAGCCCUGAGUCCACGUGCAGCCCCCUCAGGCCCAGCAGCAGGGGGUCCUGCCUGAGCCUGGCGCCAGCCCACCUCGCGCCCUGCCGCGCCCACAUGGGUCUGUGCUACAGUCUGAGGCCGUUGCUCUUCGGGGACCCGGAGGACGGCCCUCGCGCCACCUCAGAACCCGCCGCGGAAGGGGCGCGGCCGAGCCCGGACUCGGUCCCAGCUGCCGGGGGAGAUGUUGCUCGGACUCCUCACUCGCGGGGCGCCGGCGGGAGUCCGGCCUGCGCCCGACCCAAAGCCAACCCGAAGAAGGAAAGGAGGCGACACGCAGACCAGCUGAGCGCCGAGGAGCGCGAGGCCGAGAGGGAGGCCAGGAAAGUCAGCAGGAACAUCGACCGCAUGCUUCGGGAGCAUAAGCGCGACCUACAGCAGACGCACCGGCUCCUGCUCCUGGGGGCUGGUGAGUCUGGGAAAAGCACUAUCGUCAAACAAAUGAGGAUCCUGCACGUCAAUGGAUUUAAUCCCGAGGAAAAAAAGCAAAAAAUUCUGGACAUUCGGAAAAAUGUUAAAGAUGCUAUUGUGACAAUCGUUUCGGCAAUGAGUACUAUAAUACCUCCAGUUCCACUGGCCAACCCAGAAAACCAAUUUCGAUCAGACUAUAUCAAGAGUAUAGCCCCUAUCACUGACUUUGAGUAUUCCCAGGAAUUCUUUGAUCAUGUGAAGAAACUUUGGGAUGAUGAAGGCGUGAAGGCAUGCUUUGAGAGGUCCAACGAAUACCAGCUGAUCGACUGCGCACAAUACUUCCUGGAGAGAAUUGACAGCGUCAGCUUGGUGGACUACACCCCCACAGACCAGGACCUUCUCAGAUGCAGAGUUCUGACAUCAGGGAUUUUUGAGACACGAUUCCAAGUGGACAAAGUAAACUUUCACAUGUUUGAUGUCGGUGGCCAGAGGGACGAGAGAAGAAAAUGGAUCCAGUGCUUUAAUGAUGUCACCGCUAUCAUUUACGUGGCUGCCUGCAGUAGCUACAACAUGGUGAUUCGGGAAGAUAACAACACCAACAGGCUUAGAGAGUCCCUGGACCUUUUCGAAAGCAUCUGGAACAACAGGUGGUUACGGACCAUUUCUAUCAUCUUGUUCUUGAACAAACAAGAUAUGCUGGCAGAAAAAGUCUUGGCAGGGAAAUCAAAAAUUGAAGAUUAUUUCCCAGAGUAUGCAAAUUAUACUGUUCCUGAAGACGCAACACCAGAUGCAGGAGAAGAUCCCAAAGUUACAAGAGCCAAGUUCUUUAUAAGGGAUCUGUUUUUGAGGAUCAGCACGGCGACAGGGGACGGCAAACACUACUGCUACCCGCACUUCACCUGCGCCGUGGACACGGAGAACAUCCGCAGGGUGUUCAACGACUGCCGCGACAUCAUCCAGAGGAUGCACCUCAAACAGUAUGAACUCUUAUGA